AUGACAAACCAAUCGAUGAGCAUAGAAGCGAACAGUGUAGGUAACACAUACAGUGAAUACAGUAUCGAAUUGAAUCGCUGGUUUCUUAAACCGAUCGGUGCUUGGCCAUAUUUCUCCACAACCACAACGCUUGAAAAGAUCGUCUCCGUGAUUCUGAUUGUCCUCUGCUACGCCAUUUUACUGUUCAGCAUAAUCCCCUGUGUGGCACACUUGAUCUUCGUAGAUGAUAUCUUGUACAAGAAAAUAAGAGCGUUUGGUACGAUGGGUCGUUGGUUGAUCGGUGGCGUCUGUUACACCAAUCUACUGUUUCAAAGGAAACGCAUUGGUGACUGCGUGGAGCACAUAGAAACCGAUUGGCGAACAGUGACGAAAGACAGCGAGCAACAAGUAAUGCUGAGGCGCGCGAAAUUUGGCCGAUACGUGUCGAGCUUAUGCGCGAUCUUCGUGCACACUGGAGCCUUGUCGUACUGUGUAGUAAGCGCGUCCACUGCGCAGACUAUUAAUAUCGGUAACGAGACCAGAACGUACCGUACGUUGCCGCUCAAAGUUUACAAUAAGAUGAUUCCAGUGGAAACCAGCCCCGCCAACGAGAUAGUCCUCGUGAUGCAGUUUCUGUCAGCUUUCGUCUCCGACUCCGGUGGCAUUGGAUUCUACGUCCUCGCGAGUGUCUUAGCUGCCCACGCUUGCGGACAGUUGGACGUGCUGGCGAUCUGGAUCAACGAGUACGUGAACGAAUCUAAGGACAAAAAGGAGGGCGCUUCUUUUAGAAAAAUCGAGAUGAUCGUGCAACAUCACCUGAGAAUAUUGGAUUUUAUAGCACGUAUAGAAGAAAUAAUGAGCUGGGUAUGCAUGACGGAGUUGUUUAGGUGCAUACUGGCCAUAUCCAUGGUUGGGUAUUUUUCUGUUAUGGUACAUAAUACGAGAUGUAUACUGAAUCUAUUUAUCGCAUGGCUAAUUAUUUUUUUGACUGACAUUGAACAAUUCGAUGUGAAGCUAUUUCUGUGGGUUGCGAUCUUGUAAGAAGGGUUUAGCUUAAAUCAGCAAAACAAUUGAAAUUCCAGUAAAAUUAGUUUAUCAGAAAAAUGUAAGAUAUGAAGAGAAACAAAUAUCUGAUUGAAACAGAUCUUUUUAUCAAAAUUUUUUAAACAACUAUUUUUGUUCUUUAUACGCACAAUUCUCUGCAUCAUAAAUAUAAAAAUAGCUUCAUGUCGCAUUAUUCGUAAGCAUUGAUAUUGGAAUCAUUGGCUUUUAUGCAAAUUUACAUUUUUGUAAGCAAAAUUGAAGACAGAUUUGUUCCUUAAAGAUUGCAUAUUUUUUACAAUUAUAUAUGUACUUUAUUUGAAUAUUUGCACACUCUCCCUUUACAUAUUCGCCAAAACUCAGCGCGGAAUCUACACUUACACUACUCUAGAGUCGUAUUUGAAUCGUUUCCAUAAUUUGACACACCAACGAUCAAUCCUGACGAAAUUCGAAGAUUUUCUCAAGAAUGUGAAACUUAUUUCUAGGAGUGGUCCGAGCACGAUGUUCGAAAUCUCGCUACAUAUUUUAUAGUAUUUGCAUCAGUGACAUUCAACACAUUUGUAUUGUGUUAUAUCGGUGAACUGCUAACAGAACAGGUAUCAGAGAAUCUUUACUACGAAGAUGUCUAUCAAACAUCACCGAGAAAUCGACGAUUAAUCGAAUGAAUUGUUCACAGUGUAUGAAAGUCGGUGAGAUAAUUUACAUGACAAACUGGUACCGUUUACCCGUAAGAAAAAUGCUCGACUUGGUUUUGAUCAUCGCACGAUCGAGCGUGGUCACUAAAAUGACUGCAGGAAAGAUAAUUCAGAUGUCUAUUUACACUUUCGGUGACGUAAGUCGCAUUAUUGCCUACAUUUAAGAAUGUUCACCACUCUCUGAAAAGUCACGAAACUUGUUAUUCCAGGUGAUGAGAUUGGCCUUCGCGUAUCUGAAUGUAUUGUUGCAGGUGGCGUGAUUAACCAGCACUUAGCGAAUUUCUUACUUGUAUACUUUUGUAGGUAAAGUUGUAG
Messenger RNA from Heterotrigona itama, 2030 nucleotides. Lineage: Eukaryota; Metazoa; Arthropoda; Insecta; Hymenoptera; Apidae. The record is from the annotation of a GenBank genome assembly.